AAUUAAAAAUUCGCGGUCGUGCGCUGAACUCCCGCGUUCGACCUCCCGCUCCACGGUUCCCGCGUAAUCUUGAACGAAACGGACGAGCGAAAGAGGGGGGACGGGGUAGAAGGGAGAAGGGGACGCGGCCGAAGUUUCUCAAACAUUCCCGAACGUUCUCGGCACUACGGACGGGCAGCGGCCGCAGCCCAACCGGCCCAACUCAACGCAUAGGAAAAAAUCGAUCUCUCUCGUACGUUCUGGAACGAGGUAUCGAGCGUCGAGAGCCUUCGCGAAGUUUCCACGGCAACCCGCCGUACAGACCGCUCAGCUGCCGCGGGUAUAUAAAGGCGGGUGCUGCCUCUACAGGGCCAGUAUUGAAUUAGAAAGCGAUCAAGUGCUCUAAUCCAAAGCGAUCUUAUUCAACGCGGUCUUUUCAAAAGUGCGCUACAGUAUACACAGUGCGAUACAGUUCGGACUUCACAACAGCUCUACCUGUUAAUAUUCGCGAGAUUUAUUUUCUUCUGAGAUUUUGUGUGCAGUGAAAAGUAAGUUUAGAAGUUUAAAAUAUGCCUGGAAAAACACCAGCAAUUGGAAUCGACUUGGGAACCACCUACUCGUGCGUCGGUGUGUGGCAGCAAGGAAAAGUGGAGAUCAUUGCCAAUGAUCAGGGCAAUCGAACGACACCCAGCUAUGUGGCAUUCACAGACACGGAACGACUGAUCGGUGAUGCGGCUAAAAAUCAAGUUGCGAUGAACCCGAAGAAUACUGUUUUCGACGCCAAACGCCUCAUUGGACGGAAAUUCGAUGAUCCGAAAAUUCAAGCUGACAUGAAACAUUGGCCGUUCACUGUUGUCAACGAUUGCAGUAAGCCGAAAAUUCAGGUUGAAUUCAAAGGUGAAACCAAACGAUUCGCUCCGGAAGAAAUUAGUUCUAUGGUGCUGACCAAGAUGAAGGAGACGGCUGAGGCAUACUUGGGUGGAAAAGUUCGAGAUGCAGUCAUCACAGUUCCAGCAUAUUUCAACGACUCUCAGCGACAAGCUACCAAAGAUGCAGGAGCUAUCGCAGGACUCAACGUUCUCCGCAUCAUCAAUGAGCCCACAGCUGCAGCCCUUGCGUAUGGCUUGGACAAAAACCUCAAAGGGGAACGCAACGUUCUCAUUUUCGAUCUCGGUGGUGGCACGUUCGACGUCUCCAUCCUUACAAUUGACGAGGGCUCACUGUUUGAAGUGCGAUCGACUGCUGGCGACACACACCUCGGCGGUGAGGACUUCGAUAACCGGCUUGUCAACCACUUUGUGGAGGAAUUCAAGCGUAAAUAUCGAAAAGAUCUCCGAACUAACCCUCGUGCUCUCCGAAGACUCCGUACAGCAGCGGAGCGCGCCAAGAGGACAUUAUCAUCAAGCACCGAAGCCAGUAUUGAAAUCGAUGCUCUGAUGGACGGCAUCGACUACUACACCAAAGUCUCGAGAGCCCGAUUUGAAGAAUUAUGUGCAGACUUAUUCCGCUCGACUCUGCACCCUGUCGAAAAAGCCCUCAACGAUGCCAACAUGGACAAAGGGUCCAUCCAUGAUGUCGUGUUGGUUGGAGGCUCCACGAGGAUUCCCAAAGUGCAAUCUCUUCUCCAGAAUUUCUUCGGUGGCAAAACUCUGAACUUCUCGAUAAACCCCGAUGAAGCUGUGGCCUACGGAGCAGCAGUUCAAGCGGCUAUUCUCAGUGGUGAUACCAGUUCAGCAAUCCAGGAUGUUCUACUUGUUGAUGUGGCGCCUCUCUCUCUUGGAAUUGAAACAGCAGGUGGAGUUAUGACGAAGAUCGUCGAGCGAAACGCCAGGAUUCCAUGCAAGCAAUCACAAACAUUUACAACCUACGCUGACAACCAACCAGCGGUGACAAUACAGGUCUACGAAGGAGAACGCGCCAUGACUAAAGACAACAAUCUGCUCGGUCGAUUCGACUUGACAGGAAUCCCACCAGCGCCACGUGGGGUACCCAAAAUUGACGUUACAUUUGAUCUGGAUGCAAACGGAAUCUUAAAUGUGUCCGCCAAGGAGAACAGUACAGGAAGGGAACGAAACAUCGUUAUUAAAAACGACAAGGGUAGAUUGUCAAGAGAAGAGAUUGACCGGAUGGUCAACGAGGCUGAGCAGUACAAGGAGGAAGAUGAUAAACAACGCGCCAGGGUGGCCGCACGCAACCAGCUUGAAAGCUAUAUCUUCAACGUUAAACAAGCGGCUGAGGAGGCAGGCGAUAAGCUUAGUGCGGCUGAUAAACAAUCAAUCCUGGAAGACUGCCAAGCAGCUCUGCAAUGGCUGGACAACAACACGCUGGCGGAUGUGGAGGAAUUCAAUUACAAAUUGCAAGAAUUACAGAAGAAAUGCUCUCCCAUCAUGAGCAAAAUGCACCAGAGUAGUCAGAAUAGUCAAGGGAUGCCAGGAAAAGGCGGUAUGCCAGGUCAUGGAAUGCCAGGACCAGGUGGAAUGCCAAGCUACGGAAUGCCAGGACAAGGUGGAAUGCCAAGCUACGGAAUGCCGGGACAAGGUGGAAUGCCAAGCUACGGAAUGCCAGGACAAGGUGGAAUGCCAAGCUACGGAAUGCCGGGACAAAGUAGAACGCCAGGCUACGGAGGGUACCACCAAAACACAAGUGGAGGACCCACAAUUGAAGAAGUGGACUGAAUUUCUUAAAAUCAUCCAUGAAGUCUACACAAAGAUCUCAUUAUUCGGUAUAAUUUAUAUGCUUAAGGGCAAAAAAUAGAAAAAUACAUCCAUUGAUUUAGAGCUCAACACUCGAUUUGGUGCCAAAAUUUUUUGACAGUUCCUAGCAAAUACAAUGCAAAAUAACUGUACAUAUGUAUACAUACGUAAAUAUGUAGACAAAUAAUAUUUUUACUUUUGAUAAUUUCUUGUUACUGUAUCACUGUUUAUUUAUUAAUAAAUUUUUAAAUGUUAUUUUAUACCUUAAUUA
Messenger RNA from Bemisia tabaci, 2943 nucleotides. Its product is annotated as heat shock protein 68. Gene Ontology annotation, molecular function: ATP binding; ATP-dependent protein folding chaperone. The record is from RefSeq and is a predicted model, not a curated record. Lineage: Eukaryota; Metazoa; Arthropoda; Insecta; Hemiptera; Aleyrodidae.